Vicia villosa (hairy vetch) is the source of this 2001-nucleotide messenger RNA. Its product is annotated as YTH domain-containing protein ECT4. The record is from RefSeq and is a predicted model, not a curated record. Gene Ontology annotation, molecular function: mRNA binding. Lineage: Eukaryota; Viridiplantae; Streptophyta; Magnoliopsida; Fabales; Fabaceae. Gene Ontology annotation, biological process: mRNA destabilization. The coding region runs from base 308 to 1831 and encodes 507 amino acids. The transcript has 6 exons. Gene Ontology annotation, cellular component: cytoplasm.
UACAUCGUCCAAUUAGAUUUCUUUUCAGAAACCCUAAAAUCUGUUCGGGUCAAGGGUUCAACAAAAUACCCAUUUUUUAUUAAACACAAAAAAUAAAUAUAAAAACCAAAAAAAAAAAACGAACAUUCCUUCCUUCUCGCUCCCCACGAUCUCUUCACGCAACAAAACAAAACCUCUCUCUAUCUGCGAUUGUGAAUUCCACUUCGCCACUCACCACUGUGUAGUGUUCUCUAUGUUCCUUACGUGCGGUUAAUUACACCCUCUGUUUCACUUCACUUACUUCAUCCUCUGUUCUCUUUUUGUCUUAAUGGCUUCAACCAAUGGUGGUUCGGGUUCCCCGCCACAAGUUUCGGAUAGUGCUGUAGAAGGAACUGUUGUCGGCGUCGAUGGGGAUUAUGCUGAUCAGCAACCUGACCUGUCCUACACCAGUUAUUUUCAACAACCAGGUGUUCAUAAAUCAGAAGCCAUGCCUUAUCGUUCUUCCGCAUCACCUUCUGUUGGCAUGCGAUAUAAACCUGUCAGUGGUUCUGUAUUUGCAAAAAAUUAUCCAAAAUCUUCUACCUUAGAGAAUCAAAACAGCUCACAGUAUGCACAUCGAACUGGCAGUUUAACCAGCAGGUUACCCAAGAUUUUGACUGAUAGAAAAGAAAUGGAAAUUCAAAAAAAGGCUCCUCAUUUGCAUUCUAAUUUUACAGCUGCCGCACCUCCAAGGACCUACAACCAAACAGGAAAUUUUUCAUCAUUUGCCAACCCAAGAAGCCAUGUCUUCCCGCAUACAAACUACAGGCCAAAUUCUUCUACUAACUACAGACCAGGUGCCUCUACUAACUACAGACCAAAUGCCUCUACCAACUACAGACCGAAUGCCUCUACCACCAACUACAGACCGAAUGCCUCUACCGACUACAGACCGAAUGCUUCUACCAACUACAGACCAAAUGGUAGAGUGUCUAAUUUAAAUGAUAGAGUUUUGUUGAGUGAGGAAUUCAGAAGUGGAGUGCCUGAAAUGUCUAAGGAAGUGACUCGGGGUCCUCGGUUUCAUCAAAAAAGUUCUCAACCACAAUCAUCCGUUGUUAAGGAUGAGUUUGCAAUCACAGUAUGCAGAGAUCGAUAUAACCUUCCGGAUUUCCAAACUAAAUAUGAAAGUGCUAAAUUUUAUAUGAUUAAAUCUUUCAAUGAAGAUGACAUUCAUAAGGGUAUUAAACAUGACGUUUGGACAAGCACUCCACAUGGAAAUAAGAAGUUGAACGCCGCAUUCCAAAAUGCAGAAGCUAAAUUUAGCGAGGCAGGCACACAGUGCCCAGUCUUCCUCUUCUUUUCGGUUAAUGCAAGUGGGCAGUUUGUCGGAGUAGCUGAGAUGCUUGGGCCAGUGGACUUCAAAAAAGAUAUGAAAUUUUGGAAACUCGACAAAUACAACGGAUUCUUCCCAAUUAAGUGGCAUAUAAUAAAAGAUGUUCCGAAUCGCCAGUUCGUGCACAUCAUCCUUCAAAACAAUGAGAACAAGUGUGUAACUUUCAGUAGGGACACACAAGAGAUUGGACUGAAAGAGGGUCUGGAAAUGCUGAAAAUAUUUAAAAGUUAUCAAGCUAAGACUUGUCUAUUGGAUGAUUUUGAUUUCUAUGAAAAUCGAGAGAAGUUAAUACAUUCCCAAAAGAUUACUAAGCAUACAGGUCCAAAACAGGAAGUGUACCACAAUGACAGUUACUAUAACACUAUGAAGGCAAGAGAGGAGAAAAUAGAGAUGCAUUCAAGUGGUAGCAAUCAAGAAAGUCUGGUCAAACUAACAAAGAACCUCUCUCUCAAUCCCUCUGUAAGACAAGGCUUUAGAUAAUAUGAUUGACCAAAUACCAACAAAAAAAAGGAUGGCCAGAUUUUUUUAUUAAUUUAUUUUAUAUUUUAGAGAGUUAAGAUAAUUAUGGCUCUUAUUUAAUUUAUGAUACUUUAUACAUAAGAUGAACUCGAAACGUUUGCAUUUCAAUAAAGUUCAGAUCACAUUUACAA